Messenger RNA from Pectinophora gossypiella (pink bollworm), 478 nucleotides. Its product is annotated as endocuticle structural glycoprotein ABD-5-like. Gene Ontology annotation, cellular component: chitin-based extracellular matrix. NCBI's taxonomy places the organism in Eukaryota, Metazoa, Arthropoda, Insecta, Lepidoptera, Gelechiidae. The record is from RefSeq and is a predicted model, not a curated record. The transcript has 3 exons. Gene Ontology annotation, molecular function: structural constituent of chitin-based larval cuticle. The coding region runs from base 33 to 407 and encodes 124 amino acids.
UAAUCAGAGACAGCUUCAACAAUCACCUCGCCAUGAAAUUGGCUAUAAUAGUUCUGUGUCUGGUGGCGUUGGUAGCAGCUGCUCCUCAACGAAGAGGCAACUACUACUCUGAUUACAGCACUGUACAGGUCCUCCGAUAUUUCAACGAAAACUCCGGAGUCGGUUCAUACAGCUUCGGUUUCGAGCAAUCAGACGGCAACAAACGCCAGGAACAAGGAGAAUUGCGGAAUGAGGGUCGCGAAGACCAGUAUCUGGCAGUAAAAGGAAGCUACUCGUGGGUGAGCCCUGAUGGUAUAGUCUACACUGUCACCUACGUCGCCGACGACAAAGGUUACCAACCAGAAGUCGAGCAAGGUCCCGGAGAAGUCCCUGCCGCCCUCGCUGCCACUCUUCUCGGCGCAGGAUAAACAAAAAAUAGUCUAGUUAUUCUGAAUGUGAAUAAUUCUACUAAUGUUGGUUACAAAUAAUACAUCACAUC